This is a messenger RNA of Hippopotamus amphibius kiboko, 924 nucleotides long. It is a transcript of the gene PRSS48, whose product is annotated as serine protease 48. The record is from RefSeq and is a predicted model, not a curated record. The transcript has 6 exons. Bases 1 to 924 code for a protein of 307 amino acids. Gene Ontology annotation, molecular function: serine-type endopeptidase activity. Gene Ontology annotation, biological process: proteolysis. NCBI's taxonomy places the organism in Eukaryota, Metazoa, Chordata, Mammalia, Artiodactyla, Hippopotamidae.
AUGGGCCCUGCGGGCUGUGUCUUCCUGCUGCCCCUUCUGCUGGAGAUAACAGUGUGCGGACGACCUGUACACUCAAGCCGUGUUAUGGGUGGCGAGGCUGCCGCUGCCGGGCACUGGCCUUGGCAGGUCAGCCUGCACUUAGGCACGUCCCACAUCUGUGGGGGUUCCCUCAUCAGUGACAGGUGGAUACUGACAGCAGCACACUGCCUACACCUACACCGGAUUCCUUUCUUAUACACUGUAUGGCUGGGAUCAAUUGAUAUAGGCCAUUCAAAUACAGGUGUGAAGCACCAUGUGUUCCAAAUUGUCAUCCAUCCCAAAUACGACGACAUCACUGCAGACAUUGCCUUGUUGAGGCUGUUCUCUAAAGUGACCUUCAGUUCUUCCAUCCUGCCCAUUUGCUUGUCCAAUGUCAAAAAGCAGUUGACAAUUCCAGACUCUUGCUGGGUGACUGGAUGGGGAAAACUGGAAGAGGAAGAUUCUGAUUUCCCUACCACCCUCCAGGAAGCAGAAAUACCCAUCAUUGAACGCCAGUACUGCGAAAAAGUCUACAACCCGACGGGUUACCUAUUGCCAGAAACAGAAUGGGUCAUUCAGGAAGGCAUGAUUUGUGCUGGUGAUCUUGAGAAAAGAAAGGAUACUUGCCAGGGUGAUUCUGGAGGGCCUCUGUCAUGUCACAUUGAUGGUAUAUGGAUCCAGAUAGGACUGUCAAGCUGGGGAAUAGGAUGUGGUGAUUCUUUUCCUGGAGUCUACACCAAUGUGACCUACUACCAAAAAUGGAUUAUGUCCGUUAUCUCAAGAGCUGAGGUCUUGGGUGCCAACAAUUUGGACUUAUCUGACUUCUUGUUCCCUGCUGUACUGCCUUCUCUGGCUCUCCUGGGAUCCUCCUGCGCCUUUGGGCCUAACAUUUUACCAGGGGAAUAG